CCGUAAAGCUGCCGCGCGGCGCGCUGCUCAAUCACCAUUUGAUGAUUUUUGAAACAGCCUACCUCACCUGUCAAUACUUGUAAUGCUUUUGUAUUGACUGCUUUUAGCAACACAAUGAGCAGGUCAGCUCAUAGACCUAGUGCCAUGAGCACUAAAGGAAUCAGUGCCCGGACCAGCUGUUUGAAUCAAUUGUUUGUCGGUAAGACAAGCACGACAGGAUGGAGAACACACAUUGCGCGUGAGGGGCUGCUUGAUGCACUGCUUGUAUUGUAUGAAGAAUGCCGCAAUGAACAGUUGAUGAAAGACAAACACAUUGCUUCAUUUGUGGACAAGUAUAAGUCCACUAUUAAUGAAGUGAAAAACUUGAGAAUUGAUAUCAAUGACUUUGAAGUCAAGAAGGUGAUUGGUAGGGGUCACUUUGGUGAAGUUCAACUAGUUCGAGAGAGGAUAUCAGGGGAUGUUUAUGCAAUGAAGACCCUCCGCAAAGAUGACACACUAUCAAAGGAAAAUAUUGCUUUCUUUGAAGAAGAGCGUGAUAUCAUGGCACGUGCCAGCAAUGAAUGGUUGACACACUUGCAGUAUGCCUUUCAAGAUGGCACUAACCUGUACCUAGUCAUGGAGUUCCAUCCAGGAGGGGACAUGCUGUCUCUACUCAGUCGUUUUGAUGAUGUGUUUGAGGAGAAUAUGGCACAGUUUUAUCUGGCUGAAAUGGUGGCUGCCAUCCAUAGUUUGCACACAAUGGGAUAUGUGCACAGAGAUAUAAAGCCAGAUAAUGUUCUCCUGGAUAGAACUGGUCACAUCAAACUUGCAGAUUUUGGAUCUGCAGCCAAGUUGUCAUCUGAAAACAAGGUCUGUGCCAAGAUGCCAGUGGGUACUCCGGACUAUGUUGCCCCAGAGGUGUUGAUGAGUAUGAACAGUAGAAAGGAAGGGACGUACGGCCUAGAAUGUGACUGGUGGUCCUUGGGCAUUGUAGCCUUUGAAAUGCUAUAUGGAAAAACACCAUUCACAGAGGAUUCAAUAGUGAUCACUUACAGCAAUAUCAUGGACUUCAAGAACAAGUUGAAGUUUCCUUCCGAGCCAGAAGUCAGUCAUCAUGCCAAGAAUUUGAUGCAGAAUCUCCUGAGUGACAAGUUAAGCAGGCUUGGCUAUGAAGGCCUGGGAUGUCAUCCGUUCUUCAGUAGCAUCGAGUGGGCAACACUGAGACAAAGUGUGCCACCCUUUGUGCCGACUGUAACUAGUGUUGAUGACACGUCCAACUUUGAUGAAUUUGACAUUGAACCUCCGCAGUCGCGUUCUAAUUUCGACACCACCAAACAUGGCUUUUCAGGCCGUGAUUUGCCAUUUAUUGGUUUCACCUACACCAAGGAACUGGUUAACGUCAGUGCUGUGGAAAAUCUCAGAAACAGUGCCAACCAGGAAUGUGCAUCACCAAUGACAAAGAGCAACUUGGAACGGCGUCUUGCAGCAAAGACACAAGAGCUGCAAGAUAUUCACAGUAAAUACCACCAUACUGAGAGUUCGCAGGCUGCCUUGACCAAACAGGUAGCAGAGCUUCAAGGAGCAGUCAGAGAUAAGACAACAUCUUUGAAAGCAGCACAAGCAGAGAAGACGGCUCUAGAGAAGGAUCUGGCCCUCUCUGUCGCAGAGAUUUCUAAUCUGAAGAGGAUGUUGGAGAUGGAGAGAAGCCAAAUCAAGGCAUCUGAUACCAAAGCUGUACAGCUCCUUGGUCACAUCAGAGAGGCUAACAAGAAGACAACGCAGAUGAAAGAUGAAGAAUUCAGAGCCGAGUUGGAGGAGCACCAGCAGGCAAUGGCCCAGUUGGAGUUGGACCGCUACAUGGCCACUCAGAGAGCUAGCAAAAUGGAAGCUGAUCUCAAGACUACUACAAAGGCAUGUGAGGAAGCUAAAGCCAAAGUGAUUGAGCUCCAAGCUAAACUGGCUAAGAGUAAGGAGGCAUCAAGACAACAGGUUAAAGAACUGCAGGCCAAACUUGAUGAGAUCUCUACUGCUAGCAGUAGUGAAACAGCCCAGCUACGUAAGAAGCUGUCCAAAGCAGUGGAAUCCAGCAAGGAGGCAACAGAGCUCCUGGUCAACCUACGUCAAGAGAAAAAUCGCCUGGAAGAGGAGCGAAGGAGGAGUAGAAUGCAGAGGGAAUGCUGUCAGGAUAUGAGGAACAAGAUGCAAGAGGCUCUGGACUGCCAAACCUCUCUAGAGCAUCGGCUUCAGACUGUAGAGCAGCGUGAAGCUAGGCUGAUUGAGGAAGUACAGACAAAGCAUGGUCUACAUCAGGAUCUCACUAAACAGAUCAUAGAGUUGGAAGAAAAGUAUGAGGCUGCAUAUGAGGAAAGAAAGCGGCUUGAAAGGAGUCUACACAAGAAGGAAACUGAGAUGGAACAGAGAGUGAAGGAUCUGCAGCAGCAAUUAGCCAUUGCUAAGAGGGAGCAGCAGGCUGUCGUGGAGAGACGAAUGGCUGGUGCCUCAGAGGAACAGCAGGUUAAGAUACAGGAACAACAGGCAACCAUCACCAUGCUACAAAGCAAGGUCGGUGUGCUUGAAAGGCAAAUCGAGGAGAUGAUAGAAACCAAACACGACAAACUACAACAAGAAAGGAAAGAACUCAAACGUGUCGGGGAGGAGAAAGUUGCCGAUCUCCAACAGGAGAAAUACUACCUUGAGACACAACUUGGCAAGGUAGAAUGUGAGCUGAAGAGAGCCACCAUCGGCCAGGAAAGCUUCCAAAAGAGGAUCAGUGAGCUACAAGGACACCUUGACCAGAAUGCUAAAUAUCAUGAGCAAGAGAUGCAGGAGUUACGUCAGCAGCUCAGAGAUGCCCACGCUAUCACCAGGGAUGCCAACCAGAAUAUUCAGCAACUAGAGGAUGCUAAGGCUAUGCUGCAAGACAAAGCCAGCAAGCUACAUGCAAAACUAGACUCCUACAAGAAGGAGGCAGAACAGCAACUACAUCAAAUACAGGAAGAGAAACAAGAGAUUGAAGAUAAGUUUGAAACCCUGAAGAGCAGCUGUACCGUGAUCACAGAACUUGAAGAGCAGCUGACGGAGACAUCAGAACGUUGCCAAGAACUCAUGCUACAGAAUAAUGAGAUGGAGAAGGAGAUUGAAGGACUGAGAGAGCAGAAUGAAAAACUGGAGCUGAACGGAGAGGAGACUGACGAGGAACUCAGAGAGAAACGAAGGACAUGCGCUAAUCAGGAACUGACCAUCUCGAUGCUGAAGUCAUCUUGCAUGAUGCUGGAGGAGCAGAUUGUAGACAUGGAAGCCCUGAGUGCUAGGCUGGAAGACAAGGAGAUGACACUUAGAGAGGAGAAGGAGAAUCUGGAGGAGGAACUGAAUCAGAAGAUGAUGGAGCUUCAGAAAACUGGCCAGGCACUGGACACUGAGAAGCAAGCUAGAGAGUGGUCUGAAGAGAAAUUGAAGGAGGCAAACAGCGCCUUGCAAGAAAAGGAGAGGACACACAAGGCUCAGAUUGAGAUGUGGCAAGCACAUGUAGACGAACAUAAAGAGAAGGCAGGCAAGAUGGCAGAGAGUGUGUCUGAGCUGACAAGCCAGUUGCAGAAGAAUAAGAUGACAACAUUUAAGCUGACUCAAGGCCUAGAGGAAGCUAUCGAGAAAGGUGAACAGUUGAAGGCAGAGGGACAGGACCUUGAGAAUCAGAUGGAAAGCAUGCAGGUGCAACAUACCCAUGAGAAGGUGAAACUAGAGGGUACCUUAGCACAGCAGACCAAGUUGAUUGACUUCCUUCAAGCAAAAGUUGAAGCCCCGCCCAAAAAGAAGAAGAAGAGAUUGUUUGGCAAAUCAACGAAAGAGAGUAACAUGUCGAGCAUCCCCAUGCAGUACAAGGAGCUACAGCAGGCUUUGGAGAUGGAAAGAAGCAGGAAACAAGACCUUCAGCAGCAACUGACAAAGACCAAGGCAGAGUUACAAGUAGCAAAGAUGGAAGCUGGUACCAAACCUCAUUCAGACCUCAAGACUCCUAAGCCCUGCCAUCAAGCCAAUCCCCACCUGCUAUCAGCCAUUGUCCUGUCUCCAACCAACCAGCCAAGUCCUAGCCUCUUCACUCCGGUCCCCAAUGCCAGGGCUAGCUCUAAGCGCAAGACAGCCCAGAGUGGCAAGGAGGCAAAACGCUUGAAGGAACGCAUGAAGCACAACAUACCCCAUCGCCUGGUGACUGGACUGAAUGCACGCGCCACCAAGUGUGCUGUCUGCGUCGACACUGUGCACUUCGGACGGCAGUGUGCCAAAUGCCAGGAGUGUCACCAGGUUUGUCACCCCAAGUGUGCUCCAUCUUUGCCCCACACUUGUGGCCUUCCGUCGCAGUAUGUACAGCAUUUCAGUCAGGCCAUGCAUUGCAAGACAGCUUCCCCCAAAGUGGGACCCAUUGAAGGAGAGAGUGGCUCAGUCACCCUGCAGAGUUGGAUGAAGAUACCCAAGAUUGGUAAAUCUGGUUGGGAUAAGAAGUGGGUUGUUCUAGAGGGAACCAAGCUAUGCAUCUAUGACAAGGAGAACACCAGUGGUACCUGUCAGCCAGUUGAUGAGUUUGAACUGUGCCCAUCUGAUGGAAGGGUGACAGUCCAUGCCGGGGUGACAGCAGUAGAGCUGAGAAACACCGCCUCCACAGAUCUGACCUAUGUCCUCCGCAUAGAGUAUCACCCCCAUACCACCUGCUGGCCCGGCCGUAGUCUCUUCCUCAUGGCACCCAGCUUCUCUGACAAACAGAAGUGGCUGAUGACCCUGGAGUUUGUCAUGAGUGAAGGUGCCGUGGGGGUCAAGGUGGCCAGAGAUAAUGCACGUCUCCUGGGCAAUACCCUGCUGAGUUUGGAGGCGGAAAAUAAGGUGGACAUCAACUGCACCCUGCUACUUAGUCACGAGUUAAUGCUGAUUGGCUGUGAAGACGGACUCUUUGCCAUGGCAAUCACUGCAUCCCCUCAACCUCUAUCUCAGUUGAGUGGCAUAGAGAGUGUCUUCCAGAUGAAGGCAAUAGCUCCUCUUGGUAUUGCCAUCAUGACUGUUGGCCCUGAGCGUAGGCUGUGCUUUGCAGAUCUCACUCACUUGAAGACCAUGGCUAGCCAGGCUAGUGUGACAGAGGCCGUUAUCAACUACACACCAAUUGAAAAUCUUCAGGCCUGCCACCUCUUUGCAUAUGGAGUAGUCAAUGGAUCCCCAUACAUAUGCGCGGCUACACCUAAGAAGAUCAGCAUUCUCAAAUAUAGCAAGUUGAAUGGAGUCGCCAAGUUCUCUACCCGCAAGGAGAUCAACACAUCAGAACCAUGCAGUUGUUUGUCAUUCACACCAAACAGCCUGCUUGCUGGAACUGAUCGCUUCUAUCAGAUUGACCUAGACAGCUAUCAAGUCGACGAGUUCCUGGAUUCCACUGACACAUCCUUGGCAUUUGCCGUCUUUGGAGCAAGUCAAGUCAACAGUUUCCCAAUUGCGGUGGUGCAGGUUGCCCCUGAUGGCUUUGAAAGAGAGUAUCUGCUCUGUUUCCAUGAAUUUGGUGUGUUUGUUGAUGGCAAGGGGCGGCGUACUCGACCUGAAGAUAUGAAGUGGUCUCGCCUACCAUUAGCUUUCAUGUUCAGAGGACCUUACCUCUAUGUGACCCACUUCAACUCCAUGGAGGUUUGUGAGAUCAAACCACUGGUGGAUAAGGACAGCGCUGGAAUUCACACCUUCCUAGAUCUCCCCAGUCCUCGUCUGGUUGGCUGGGGUAUCACUCAAGGCACCUGCUAUGUCACAUCAACCACUGAUAGCAGGCUAGACCUGAUAUGUCUGAAGGGACAUACAGCCCAGGCUAAACCACAGGAUUCUGAUGGGUAUGAGGAGCCUAGAAGGUCCCACAGAUUACAGAGGGGAUCCAGUGGUAGCACAGCCAGCAGCUGUUCAUUUAAGCGGCCUUUGUCAGAGGACUCAACCAAUCAGCGUCCAGCUAAGCUUCCACGUAGCUCCUCUGCCAAUCAGAGCUCCAGUAUGCUGAGCUCGUCUUCUUGCUCCAGCUCUGCCUCUUCAUUGGCUGGCAACCUGCGACGAUCCCCACGCUUUAGGAACAUGUCUUCCUCAGAUGAAGAGUCUACUACCAGCUGUAGCUCACUGCAGAAAAUGUUCACACCCAGCAAGCAAAGCAGGUUUACAGCUGUGUGAUGGACUGACUAGGAUGAAAGCAUGAUGUACCAAACAUCACAGGUUUCACUAGCAUCCAUCAUAGGGGAUAUAUGAAGGUGUACCAGUUGUUUAUGAGUACAAACAACCUGUGCUGUACAGAAGAGGUAUUCUACAUUUAAAUUGCAUAUGCAUAUCUUUGGUCCCUGACCAUGCUCAGCAAUUAUGUAAAUCCUCAGCUUGACUUCCAUAUUUUGACCAAUCAGUAUCCAUGUAUUACAGGCCUUCGUCAGAAAACUUCAUGGCAAGUAUAGGGAAAAGUGUUUUAAUAGAUCACAUUGUAUGGUCAUGUGACACCUACUAACCAAUCAACAGCUUUUGUAAAUUUCUGCUCAAAAUGGCAUUGCCCAAAACUUUGAAUGUUAUCAGAUACUGUUUAAGAGUGGUCACAUGCUCCAUUGAACAACAAUUGACAGCCUUACUGACUUACUGUAAGUAAGUUACUGAUGUAAAUAUUAAAAUGGCCAAUAUACCCGUGAUUGCACUGCUGCCUAACACAGUCAGAGAUAACUUACAGGCACUAUAUCAUGCAUACAUUAUGUCGCUAUACAUACAGAUAUUGCAUUGCUUGUGGAAAGGAAAUGAGAUGCAUUUAAUGGCAAAAAUCUGUGGAAAUUGACAAUUUGAAGUGGAUUUCACGAGAACCACACUUUGUAUAUGUAUGUAUUUGAUAACCAUAGGUUUGCCCUGUACUAGCACUUUGAUUCCUAUUCAGUAGAUUGCAUAGUAGCGCCACUAUAGUAAGGCAGUGUUAUUUCCAUGCGAUUGCUUUUACAUGAUGUACCAGUAAUGUGAGAGCUAUUUUGAUUUUUAAAAACAUUUUACUUGCAUUCUGAAAACAACUUGAGUUUUGCUUUAUAAUUUUAGUGUUUCUUUUACUUGACUGCGCUUGUGUGAACAUGCAUGAAUGGUACCAUAUGCUCAGAAAACCUGGCACGAAAAAGUCCAAGUACUUCUUCCGUGCUAGAAUGGGUUCAAUAUUUGCAUUAGAAGAGCACAAUCCCCUCCUAUCGUAGCAGUUGUAUAUGUAUUGAUAUAAAUAAUGCAAUUAUUAAAUGGCACUCAAUGAUUAAACUAAGAUAUGCAUUUUCAAUAAGAUUAUUUGACGUGACAUCUUCAAAACUAGUCUAGUAGAUUCCAAACCAAAAUGCCCUUUGACCUGGGCAGUAAAAGCUGUGGGUUUUUUGGUUUGUUCUUUUUUUUAAAUGAUUAUUAUUGUUUUUUUUAACUGGUAAAAGUGUUUGAAUGCUUUCUUCCUGGUGAGUGUGUUCAGAGAAAUCAAUAUAUGGGAAAGUGCUUAGAAGAUAACUUUGAAAUGCUGGUUUUGAAUGCAAUUUUAUUUCUUUACAGUUUGAUAAAAGCCAAGGUUCAGACCAUUGUUGGUAACCGCCUUUUCAAGUUUAAACCACACACUUGGAAUGGUUUCAACACACUAUUACCCCUUCAGGUUUGAGAAAAUAAGGUCUUGCAAAAUACCACCAUAUAAAUUGUAAAAAUGUUAUUUGAAGCUCACUCUCCACUUUGUCAAGAAUUCAAUCCUUAUUACAGUGUGAGCUUGCUGUGGAAAAAGUAUUAUUUUUGUAAUAUGCAUAUGGCCAAUGGAACAUCACUCAAUCAAACUUCUUUUCUUUUACCAAAUGGAACAUUAAAAACCACUCAAGGAACUUCUA
Acanthaster planci (crown-of-thorns starfish) is the source of this 7841-nucleotide messenger RNA. RefSeq names its product citron rho-interacting serine/threonine kinase (gene cit). NCBI's taxonomy places the organism in Eukaryota, Metazoa, Echinodermata, Asteroidea, Valvatida, Acanthasteridae. The record is from RefSeq and is a predicted model, not a curated record. Gene Ontology annotation, molecular function: protein serine/threonine kinase activity; ATP binding. Gene Ontology annotation, biological process: mitotic cytokinesis; actomyosin structure organization; peptidyl-threonine phosphorylation. Gene Ontology annotation, cellular component: cytoskeleton; cytoplasm.